UAGCGAUUGUGGAAGUUACGAAAUUACAAUUUUUUGUCAAAUACUCUCAUAACGUUGAUUGCGGCAUAAACAGACGUUUCUUCAACGAAAUUGUUUAAAUUAUGAGUUAAGUGUUAAUUAAAACAUCCCGUAAUUUGGAAGACUUGUCUGUAUUUCGCAUUACGUUACUUUUGGCGGCAUCUCACUAAGCCACAGAAAUAGAUUUCCUUGUGCAACAAUCUCUGGACUGAUUUGAAUUUGGACCGGUUUGUGAAAUGGGUCAGGGCCCUUAGCGUAUUUUUGCAUGUGAAAAUGUUGGAAGCUGUGCUGUGAUAAAGAGGGUUUCUUGAAAGCAUGGAGAACCCAACGGUUUCGGAAUUGCGGUCAAGGUCGCGUUCAAAGACUCCCUUUUUAAGGUCUAGCUGCGACCGGGAGAACUGUACUGAAGGCGAGGAACACACGCACCACAAGUCUGGAAGAAAAACUCCUAUUAAAAGGAGCACCCCUGUAAAGCAGCUAAAUUCAACAAACCGAGUGACUUCUUCCGAGCCUAUAAUAGAGAUAGAAGAUGACGAGGAGCCGCUGGCGCACCGCACACGGCGGUCCACCAGGAUCGAGAAGGUGAAGUCUUCGGAGACGUCUGAAGAUAAAUCUGAGAAGGGACACAUUACCAAGGAGAUCUUUCAGAACGAGAUCAACAGCCGGUAUGAGCGCGUGGCGACCACAUCGCGGUCCUACUCCAGCUUCGGUGACGUCACACUCAGCCCCAUAAACACGGCGUACAAUGUGACACUCGACAGGUCAACCCGUUUCGGCAGCCCAGCGUACAGCGCAUGUUCGACGGACAGUUCGUUCGCUGAGCAAGCGCUCGCGGACACCAGCGUGCUGCUCGACCGGGACCCGAACGCUGAGCAUCUGCCGUACAGGCUGUACAAGAUGGCGGGCGAGUACUGGAACAAAUACCCGAAAACGGACUACACAUACUCGCCGCUGUCGAAAGACCGGGUGGAGCUCGCGCCGGGGCAAGUCGCGGUGCCGAACAUGUCCCGCCGGUCGCUCUCCCAGUUCCGGGUGCAGGGGCCCAACACCAGCCCGGACGAGGUGGACCGCAUCGCCACUGCGACCUGGCAAAGCAGCGCUCUGAGGAAACGAUUCACCACCGUGGAGAGUUCAGACGACGAAGGCACCUACCUCCGCGGCAACGGCGGCUUCCACCAGCAGGACCAGCGGUGGUUCCUCACGAGGUUCCUCAUGGCCAUCGUGACCACCAUAACUUCUACCACCAGCUCAGCGUACAGGAAACUAGUGGGACCUUCGCAUCGGUAUCCGUACACUGACAGGAGACCGGCACAGGCCGGUAUCGUGUCGAGGUCCGCGUCAGUAGUAACCGCUCCGUUCUACUGGCUGUACUCCAUCAUCAGAACUGUCAUCACCACCACCGUCACCACAGUUACCGAAACGAUAACAUCAAACCACGUGAGUGAGAGUGAGAAAUACGCGCGCAGUACACAAAGCAAAGUUGUGAAUCAUCGCCGCCGGUGGUGGCCGUGGAUGCUGCUUCUACUCCUGCCAGCCUUCGGAUAUGGAUGUUACAGAUAUGCUGAUGAAAUUCUACCUCAAACACCAGUAGUAGUAGACACUUAUAAACCACCUCAAAUAGUCCAAGAUCCGGAUUUGACAAAACGAAUGGCGGCUCUAGAAGACUGGGCAAUAAAUGUUGAUUCUAAACUCAAAUCGUUUGACCAGAAGUUGUCUAAGUUCGACAAUCUCGAAGCGCAAAUAGAGCAGUAUUCGCUGAAGCAUUUACAGCAGAAUCUGAUACAAGUGUUCAAUUUGAACGAUAAUAGUGAAGCGAUCGCUGCAAAGUUGAAGGCGCACUUUGACAAGCAGUAUUUGACUAAAGACCAGAUGCAAACGAUGAGUCAAGAGAUUCACGAGAGGUUGAUUAGUUCUUGGAAGCCUGAAAUGGAUGAAGACAAGAUAAGGAUGAUGAUUCAAGAGUAUUUGAGUGUGUUCGAGCGGAGGCAGUUGGAGUUGAUAACGCAGAGGGUGAAGGAGUACGUGAGGGAGGUUGAGAUUCAUCACCAUGGCACUGGGUUCGAUGUGGAAGCAGUGAAGAGGAUAGUGGCUGGCAUGCUGGAGGUGUAUGAUGCUGAUAAGACUGGACUGGUGGAUUAUGCGCUGGAGUCUGCGGGAGGCCAAGUGGUAUCGACGAAAUGCACGGAGCUGUACCAGAUCAAGACGAAGCAGUACUCGAUCCUGGGCCUGCCCGUGUGGUGGGUGUACACGUCGCCGCGGUUCGCGCUCACGCCGGGCGCCAUGCCGGCCGAGUGCUGGGCCUUCCAGGGCUUCCCGGGCUACCUGGUGGUCCGCACAUACGCCAUUAUAGAAGUGACCGGUUUCUCACUGGAACACAUGUCGAGGCUUCUGGCCGUCGACGGGAAAAUCGAGUCUGCGCCGAAGAACUUCUCCGUAUACGGUCUUCACGGUGAAAUGGAUCCCGAGCCACAUUUAUUUGGCGAUUACAUUUACGAUGCCAACGGGACGUCCAUACAGUACUUCCCAGUUAAAUACCCAAAGACAACCAACAUCGGCGGAGUCGAUUAUCCCGUCGCGUACGAUAUUAUCGAGUUGAGAGUCGAAAGCAAUCACGGCAACCCUACGUACACGUGUGUUUAUAGGUUCAGAGUACAUGGCAACCCCCUCUCAGAUAUACGGAAAGCCACGGAGGACAGCAUAAAAGACAGCGAAUCGUAGCGGUUUUGAAAAUGGAACUAUUUAUUUUAACUGUCAGAACAGUGAGCCAAGAAAGUUUUGAGAAUCAUGUGUUUUAAAAAAUAACAUUUGUUUUUUAAACUGUGUUUGGAACAAUGACCAAUAUUAUUGAAUUUUGUGAAUCAUGUGUGAUGUGAAACUGUAUACCUCGAUGACUGAAUUGUGUUCAGUUAAAGUUUGUGUCCAUUCCUAGAAUAGGUCUUAACAUUACGUGGCCUUAACUUAUUAUGGUUUUAGUGUACUAACGUAUAGUUUUAAUGUCAAAGUACAAAAUGUUUGUUAACAACAUAGUGACUUACUUAUUGUGCUUAAAACUUUCGACAUAGAAAUCUCAUACAGCGCACAACGCCCAUUGAAUACGCUUAGUUCUCAUUUUUAUCGAUAAUUAUGUUUAGGUUUUUAAAUCUGUAUUGAAAUUAAGAUUUCGAUUGUUAGUUUUAGAAAUUUUAAAUAUAGUUACGCAUGGAUCGUCAUAUCACAUAAGGUUAAAUAGCAAAGCAUUAGGCACCUUUAAUCCAAAUCAAGUGGGAAUAUAUAUAGAAAUUUACAUCCUUUUCUCAGUUCGUAAUGUAAAACGCUUUACGCGCCAACCGCCGUGGUUUAUGGGAUCAAAGCAAAAUGUCAAAUUUCGAAAAAAAAUUAUAUCGAAUAUUGUAAUAAAAUAUAAAAUAAUAUUAUAUAGACGUCUAAUACUCUGUGAAUAAUGAUUUAAAUUUAACAAUAUUUUAUGAAUUAAAUUUGCCCUUAUUUAUGAGUAUAAUGUCGUUCGUCCGAGUUCCUAAAAAAAUUACUCAGAUCCAUGCGUUAGUUUAUUUUAUAAUAACAUAAGAUAAAGCGGGAACUAGUCCAGUUAGAAAUAAAUAAAUUUUAUGCCAAUAUA
Messenger RNA from Amyelois transitella, 3634 nucleotides. RefSeq names its product klaroid protein. Gene Ontology annotation, cellular component: nuclear envelope; meiotic nuclear membrane microtubule tethering complex. Lineage: Eukaryota; Metazoa; Arthropoda; Insecta; Lepidoptera; Pyralidae. The transcript is spliced from 12 exons. The record is from RefSeq and is a predicted model, not a curated record. The coding region runs from base 334 to 2736 and encodes 800 amino acids. Gene Ontology annotation, molecular function: protein-membrane adaptor activity. Gene Ontology annotation, biological process: nuclear envelope organization.